UAAAACAGUGAUAAAAUACAAUAAAGACUAUAAAAAUUUAAUAUACAGUAUAUUGACUUUAAUUAAUUUAUAAAAUGGUGAUUACCGUUUUAUCUAGCAUAGAUGACUUAACAAACAUGUACAACAAAGUGACCAUGGGCUCUAAUUAUCAUGAUGAUAACACAGACGAUUUGUUGAAUAAAUACUCAAUAAAUGGCAUUAACAACAAAAUCGAGACUCAAACCACGGAAAUUAAAUUAAAAACAGACAAAUUCAAUCACGAUCAUAGCAACUAUAAGAAAGCUCAUAAGGUCAAAAUAAUAUGGUGGCCCAACGUUGUGGGUAUGAUCAUAUUGUACAUGGCCGGUUUAUACGGCUUAUAUCGGGGCAUGUUUUACGCCAAACCAAUCACCAUUCUCUACAUGUAUGUUAUGGCCAUAAUUGCUGGACUGGGUGUACAGUGUGGAGUGCAUCGGCUAUGGUGUCACCGGACAUAUAAGGCCAAUCAUGCCCUACAAUACAUACUGAUGGCAAUGUUUACGCUGGCAUUUCAGGACCAUAUAUACAAGUGGUCACGUGAUCACCGCACCCAUCAUAAGUACUCGGACACCGACGCCGACCCGCACAACAUUAAUCGGGGUUUCUUUUUCUCACACGUGGGCUGGUUUUUAAGCAAAAAGCACCCUGAUGUUAUUAAACAAGGUGCACAUAUUGACAUGACUGAUCUGGACCGGAACCAUCUUGUUCAAUUCCAUCGGCGCCAUUAUAUGAAAUUAGUGGCAAUUAUAUGGGGUGUUAUACCAACUCUAAUACCCUAUUAUUUAUGGGGCGAGACUUUAUGUGACUCUUAUUUUGUGGGCGUAAUGCUCAGGUAUUUAAUUGGCUCAAAUUUUGCCAUGUGCAUUAAUUCUGUGGCACACUAUUGGGGCUACAAGCCGUACGACAGCACUAUAAACCCCACAGAAUGUACUUUAAGGCACCUAAUGGACUAUGGGGCCAGCGAGUACGGUCCUUUUGAAGUAUUUAACCUGGGCACACUAUUUAUUGAUUUUUUUGCAUGGUUGGGCUGGGCGUACGACCUGCGUCGGGCCCCACCCGAGAUGGUUGAUCAACGUAAAAAACGUACCGGCGAUUUGGGCUGGGUCAAAAGUAGUAGGCUCUAUGAAUUGUGCACGGUCGGCUUGUUUUUUGGUGUGUUAGCAUUUCCAUUUGUCAUUGGUUAUUUACUCCGGGGC
This is a messenger RNA of Medioppia subpectinata, 1214 nucleotides long. Lineage: Eukaryota; Metazoa; Arthropoda; Arachnida; Sarcoptiformes; Oppiidae. The record is from the annotation of a GenBank genome assembly.